AUGCUACCAUCAACGAUGCGACGAAGCGCCCUGCUUCAACGAACCUCCCUCAAUCGAUUCGCCAUCGCCGGCCGUCACUUCCAGACCAGCCCUCGACAACUCGCCAGCAAAGAAGACAUCCUCGACAAAGACCGCAUCAACACCGAAUCAAGAGAAUACAGCAAAACAGGCGGGGACUCCGCAGCAGCCGCAACAGAAGACGCAGCUUUCAGCGCAGACAAGACGAGACCCGAGGAGGAACAUGCUGCGGCGAGUCGACAGUCGGGAGGAGCGCAGGAGGCGAAUAACCCUUUGAAUGUCAGUCCGGCGAACCAGGAGGUUAGCCAGCCGAAGGGCGCUCAGAGGGGACAUGUUACGGAGGGGUCGACGGGGGAGACGGGGCAGGGGAGUGAGAGGGCGAGGACGAGUGGUGGAGGGAGUCCGGCGAAGGCUGGUGGGGGGAAGUCGGGGGGUGGUGGUGCGGGUACGUCGUGA
Molecule: messenger RNA, 474 nt
Organism: Zasmidium cellare ATCC 36951
Lineage: Eukaryota; Fungi; Ascomycota; Dothideomycetes; Mycosphaerellales; Mycosphaerellaceae
Exons: 2
Coding region: 1-474 (157 amino acids)
Source: RefSeq, a predicted model, not a curated record